Monomorium pharaonis (pharaoh ant) is the source of this 2070-nucleotide messenger RNA. RefSeq names its product dynein intermediate chain 2, axonemal (gene Dnai2). Gene Ontology annotation, molecular function: dynein light chain binding; dynein heavy chain binding. The record is from RefSeq and is a predicted model, not a curated record. NCBI's taxonomy places the organism in Eukaryota, Metazoa, Arthropoda, Insecta, Hymenoptera, Formicidae. The transcript has 10 exons. Gene Ontology annotation, biological process: cilium movement; outer dynein arm assembly. Bases 1 to 1734 code for a protein of 577 amino acids. Gene Ontology annotation, cellular component: outer dynein arm.
AUGGAGUACACUUAUACAAAGAAGAGAAUGCAUUUUGGGAAGAGAUGUAACUUCUCCGACUCAGAUAAAAUAGAAGUGGAAAUCAAAUCGAAUCCAGCGCUGAUGAAUAAUUAUGUUAGAAUGGAUCCUGUGACACACGCUACGCAAUGCAGUAAAGUCUAUGCAGUUCACGAGGUGAAUACUACUACUGCGACGUAUAAGGACAACAAAAUGUUUCAUUAUGAGGGUGGCUGGCCGAAGGAUAUAAAUAUGAAAGACUUGGAACAAACAGUUAGAUAUAGACGCAAGAUUGAGAAAGAUGAAUUAUAUAUUCAUACGAUGCUUCAACUGCUACCUUCGAUAGAGCAUUGCAUUUUGCAAAACAAUGCUUGCAACGUUUACGAACACUAUUUCGCCGACAUGGAGACGAUUCCAUUGAGACAAAGAGCUUCCUCACGUACGGUGAAUGUUUACCGCGAUCCUUUAACAUUGAAAAGACAAAUCACUCAUCUAUCGUGGUCACCUGACCAAGGUAAUCGCUUUGCGGCUAGUUAUUGCAACGCCGAUUACAAAAAUAUCUCCAGCGGCAAUUACACGUCGUACAUCUGGGAAGUAGAAAAUCCAAAUAAUCCUUAUGUAACGCUAAAACCUUUUUGCCCAAUCUUGACGUUGGAAUACAAUCCUAAGGACAGCAAUAUUUUAGUGGGUGGUCUGACGACUGGGCAAGUGGCUUGCUGGGAUAUUAGAAGGGGACCAGAAACGGUGGACACUAGCUCAGUCGAGUUUAGCCACAGAGAUCCCUGUGAUAAGACUCUAUGGAUUAAUUCUAAGACUGGUACCGAGUUUUUCAGCGCCUCAAAAGAUGGACAGAUAAAAUGGUGGGAUACUAGAAAGAUGCUAAUUCCAACGGAGACUUUGGUAAUAGAUUUAGUGAAGCCAGAAAAUCAGAACGUGGACAAAGCUACCGGUAUCUCGGCUCUUCAGUUCGAACCUUCGAUGGGAACGCGUUUUAUGUGUGGCUUGGAAAAUGGUGUUGUAAUAUCAGGUAAUCGCAAAGGUAAAACACCCGGUGAAAAAAUCGCAACUAGAUUUAGAGCUCAGUAUGGGCCAGUCAUAAGUCUAGAGAGAAACCCAACAUUUGUAAAAAACUUUUUAACGGUCGGCGAUUGGACCUCGAGAAUUUGGUCUGAAGACUGUAGAGAAUCUUGUAUAGCAUGGACACCCGGUCAUCGAGAUUUUUUAACGGGUGGUGCAUGGAGUGCUACACGUUAUUCCGUGUAUUUCCUGAUCAAAGUUGACGGCACUUUAGACGUAUGGGAUUUUCUAAUUCAGCAGGACAGCCCAGUUCUCAGUAUAAAGGUUUGUGACGAAAGCUUGACCUGUUUACGAGCGCACGAACAAGGUCAACUGGCUGCAGUGGCGAAUAAAAAGGGUUCAACUUAUUUGCUCGAAUUUUCGGAAGCUUUGACUAUUAAUCAAAAAAAUGAUAAAUUACUAUUAACUGCGCUUCUUGAUCGUGAAACGCGCCGCGAAAAAGUAAUAGAAGCGAAAAAUAGGGAACAACGAUUAAAAAUGAAGACUUUAAAGAUGCAUGACGAAUCAGAUCUCACUGAUGCUUUCCCGAAAUUGGAUGAACGGGAAGAUUCUAAAGAAUUUUCAAGCGGUUUGAGGAACGCACUGAUAGUACAAUGCGAACAGGAAUAUGAAAAUAUUAUUAACGUGGUAUUGGUAGCUAGGACUGUAGGAGGUGCUUAAGUUAAGUUACUUAUAGCACAUCAUUCGUUUCCGCAUCCUUCCUCACACGAUACUUUGCAAGUUUAAGUCAGUUAGCUUGUUGUGCUUUCAAAACAAGGACAUUUUCUAUAUUUUUAUUUUCUGAUUUUUCAUUCGUAGCAGUUAAAUAACGAAGUAAGUUCGAAUAUUUAAUCAUAUUCUAUUUUAAUGACAAGUCGGAAUAUAAUACAUAGCAAAAAAUGAUAGAUUCAAGAAACAUUUUUCCUAUUUUUUAAUUUCAUUGUUUUGUUUGAAUAUACAGUCAUUUAAAAAUUUAAAACGGAUUUUCCAGGAUUUAUAUAGAUAAAUAAAUAUAUU